Molecule: messenger RNA, 318 nt
Organism: Dichomitus squalens LYAD-421 SS1
Lineage: Eukaryota; Fungi; Basidiomycota; Agaricomycetes; Polyporales; Polyporaceae
Exons: 3
Coding region: 1-318 (105 amino acids)
Source: RefSeq, a predicted model, not a curated record
AUGGUUGUGGAGAAGGUCAUGCAGCGGACGGGCACGAUCGGUGCGUAUCUGUUCCUGACUCGCGGCUGCGAUAGCGAUAUUGAUCCGCAACACCAUCUUGCGCGCCGUACGCGGACACUCACCUGGGAGUGCCAAGAGGCCUUCGACCAAUCCCCCGUUAUUGUCUCGUUUAUCCGCCGGAGCUACCCCGCCGCCCGCGCGGUCGCCGAGAUGCACAACGCUUCUGUCCCACUCUCUGACCUGCACCUUGUCGACCCCCAGCCCGUCUCCUUCCGCACGUCAUCGCGCCCAUCCCCGACCCGCUCCACAUCCCCCUGA